Eremothecium sinecaudum is the source of this 1356-nucleotide messenger RNA. It is a transcript of the gene VPS62, whose product is annotated as Vps62p. Lineage: Eukaryota; Fungi; Ascomycota; Saccharomycetes; Saccharomycetales; Saccharomycetaceae. The coding region runs from base 1 to 1356 and encodes 451 amino acids. The transcript has a single exon. The record is from RefSeq and is a predicted model, not a curated record.
AUGAAAUGCCCAAGGGUACUGCUGUUGAUCCUAACUUCGUGGUUGCUUGCUUUCACCCAGCUUGUCUCCUCGGCCUCUAUAUUACCUCCCGAUUUUAAUGCUGAAACAAAAGAAGAUUACCUUUCAAAAGCUGCUAGACAGCUUGACUUGUUUGCAUUAGCUUUAGGCAACAAGUCGCCUAAGCCUCCGGACCAAUUAUCAUCUUCUGAACGAACGCUUAAAGAUGGUGAAAUUCCACAAUAUGUUGUUGAUCACUGUCCUUUGCUACAUCUAUACAGUGAGGAAACCUACUUGCCAGGAGAUAUUGCGGAUUUUGUAAAAAAUGUUGAAAUUCGUAACAGCAAUGGUGAUCUACUAAAAGAAGGACCACUUGAUAUAGAGGUUGACUUUGCGGAAUUUACGGGGAAAAUAAGCCAAGAAGUCUACUUAACGUCACUAAGCGAUUUCGAUAAAGACCCUCCAUGGAUAUUGGGACACCGACCAGACUAUGGUACGGGUUUCAUUGCCAAGGCCCCGGCUAUUCUAAUAGUAGCCGAUAAGGGGAAUGGGUGGGUUGACGCCUUUUGGUUCUACUUUUAUCCCUUUAACCUGGGACCAUUUAUAACAGGUAUCGGCCCCUGGGGAAGUCACCUUGGCGACUGGGAACAUUCACUGGUACGAUUUUUGAAUGGAAAACCACAAUACAUUUGGAUGAGCGCCCAUGGAGGUGGGAGUAGCUAUUUAUACAAUGCGAUAGAAAAGAAGGACCACUGGAAAGUAGUAGAUGGGAAAAUACAAAAGAGUGUUAUAAAACGACCUCUAAUAUUUAGUGCUAGAGGCACUCACGCUAAUUACGCAUCUAUGGGUCAACAUGCCCAUGAUGUUCCCUUUUUUUUUAGUCCGUUAAGUGACUUUACUGAUAGAGGCCCAUUCUGGGACCCCUCGAUGAAUUUCUACGGAUAUACAUAUAACGGCACAGAUGUAACACCCUCUAGUGAUCGCGAGCGUAAACUUGGGACCGAUUGGCUAUACUAUGAAGGUCAUUGGGGCGAUAAACAAUUACCACAUAGUGAUCCAAGACAAUUGUGGUUCUUAAUGCUAUGGAAGUAUAUUGAUGGGCCUUCGGGGCCAUUAAGGAAGAACCUUGGGCGUAGUAUACUUUGUGAGCGAAGCAAAUGGUGGAAUUUCUGGCACGGAUGUUCAAUUCGCCAUACUAUAAAAAGUGGAGAAGGUUUGGAUGCUGAGCGUAACGAUUUGGUUGGAGACAAUUGUGGGGUUGCUUUGUAUAAAGUGCGUCCAAAAUUGCUUCGUUCAUUAUUACGAAUAAUUACAUGGAGAGGAGUGUUCUGUUUUAUAAUGGACUACUAUACAGGGUGA